Messenger RNA from Elgaria multicarinata webbii, 2248 nucleotides. RefSeq names its product SH3 domain containing GRB2 like 2, endophilin A1 (gene SH3GL2). Gene Ontology annotation, molecular function: protein binding. NCBI's taxonomy places the organism in Eukaryota, Metazoa, Chordata, Lepidosauria, Squamata, Anguidae. The record is from RefSeq and is a predicted model, not a curated record. Gene Ontology annotation, cellular component: glutamatergic synapse; presynapse; cytoplasm. The transcript is spliced from 9 exons. Gene Ontology annotation, biological process: synaptic vesicle uncoating. The coding region runs from base 73 to 1125 and encodes 350 amino acids.
UCUGCUUCAGCAUCCCUCGCUCGACGCUCCAGGCGGCAUCACCCAGCAGCAGCAGCAGCAGCAGCAGCAGCAAUGUCCGUGGCGGGCUUUAAGAAGCAGUUCCACAAAGCCACUCAGAAAGUGAGUGAGAAGGUUGGUGGAGCAGAAGGAACCAAGCUAGAUGAGGACUUCAAAGAAAUGGAAAGGAAAGUGGAUGUCACCAGCAGGGCCGUGAUGGAAAUAAUGACCAAGACAAUAGAAUACCUUCAACCUAACCCAGCGUCCAGAGCUAAACUCAGCAUGCUCAACACCAUGUCCAAAAUUAGAGGGCAGGAAAAAGGACCAGGUUAUCCUCAAGCGGAGGCACUGCUAGCAGAUGCAAUGUUAAAGUUUGGAAGAGAACUUGGAGAUGAAUGCAACUUUGGUCCAGCUCUAGGGGAUGUUGGGGAAGCAAUGAGGGAGCUUUCUGAAGUGAAGGACUCUUUGGACAUUGACGUGAAACAGAAUUUUAUUGAUCCCCUUCAAAAUCUCCAUGACAAAGAUCUGAGGGAAAUACAGCACCACCUUAAGAAAUUAGAAGGGAGGCGCCUGGACUUUGAUUACAAGAAGAAAAGACAUGGCAAAAUCCCAGAUGAGGAACUCCGUCAAGCUCUGGAGAAGUUUGAUGAGUCAAAGGAAAUUGCUGAGUCAAGCAUGUUUAAUCUGCUAGAGAUGGAUAUUGAACAAGUGAGCCAGCUUACUGCACUUGUACAAGCCCAGCUGGAGUACCACAAGCAAGCCACACAGAUCCUCCUUCAAGUUAGUUCCAAGCUGGAAGAGAGGAUAAAAGAUGCAUCAGAUCUGCCCAGGAGAGAAUAUCAGCCAAAGCCCCGCAUGAGCUUGGACUUUACUGACAAUGCUCAACAGAAUGGAGGAAUCUCUAAUGCCACCACCCCAAAGCCCUCAGGUUUUGCUAUGGACCAGCCGUGCUGUCGAGCUCUAUAUGACUUUGAUCCAGAAAAUGAAGGGGAGCUGGGCUUUAAAGAGGGUGACGUUAUCACCCUCACGAACCAGAUUGAUGAAAACUGGUAUGAAGGGAUGCUUCAUGGCCAGUCCGGCUUCUUCCCUAUCAAUUAUGUGGACAUUCUUGUUCCUUUGCCUCGUUAGGAUGGCUGGGUCACCAGGUCUGAACCUCCCAAUCCCCCCUAGAAAAGUCAUGUGUUGAUACCACUGCUUUUAAAUAAAUAAAUAAAAAUGGCUGCCUACUCCACAUCCCAAAUACAAGCUGCAGUGGUUCAAAUAGUCAUCGGGCCCCACAGACAAUCUUUGGUUUUCGUGUCGUCAUGCUGCGUAGUGGUGAUGCGUGGUAUCUUCUCAAGGCGGGGCAGCCAGGCACAUGGGAUUUUCCCAUACGUCCAUGCUUGCCUCAGAGAAGUUUGCACAGUAAUGGGGAGGGAAGGUGGUGGUAACUCUUGAUGUGGCUCAGUGAUCGUGUUGUGGAAGGGAAAACGCUUGGAUUAUUUGGGAAGAUAAAGCAUAUCACCACUCUAGGGCCAUUUUAGUUCUCUCUAGGAAUUAUGGGGGAGGGAAAUGCCUGUGGUCAUCCCAUCUUUCCCUUCCCACAGGAUGCAGUUUAUGCAGGCCUAAUAAUCGCUAACCAGCUUUUUGUGUCUUAUCUCAAAAAUGACUGAGUCCUGUCCUUGGAGAAAGCAGCAAAGCAUAUAUUUUAGUUUCUCCACAAAGGAGCCACCACUAUUCUGUACGUGCUGGUGGCAUAGUACCACCUUUUAUAUACUAGAUCAGGGGUGGGCAGAACAUAGAUUGGGAACUGCUGUUUGAUCUCUGAAUGGUUUGCAGUAGAUUGGCAAGUGUUUCUGACUCCCAAAUGUUUAAAGAUAGCAACAAUGAAAUGGCUUUUUCCACCUAUACUAGGCUGCUGAAAUGAAGAGAGCUGAGGAUAGCCAGAAGUGGAUGCUUGUGAGAAAGGACUGUGAGUUUAGCUCACUUCCAGAACUGAAAACAAAUUCCUCAGCUCAGAGUGCGCUCAGAGGCACUCUCUUCUUUCAUUCUAAGUAUACAUCUCUUGCAUAUGGUUCUGGCUGGUGGAUCUUGUGGUUCUAUUUAAAAAGGCCAAAACAAAACACACACCCCUCCCAAAGUAGAUUAGACAAACCUGACGUCUGCCCACUCUUGUUCCGUUGUUAAAUAAAUGGCCCAUUGAGGUCAGAUUUUAAAAAAAUUCAACACCCCGGCUAGGAAAAGUGUGGGACCACAAGCCUGCUCAGAAACU